CUAAAUCAUUAUUAAGCUGGCAUUAUCACUGGAGGCAUAUAACAAUGCCAAUGUCACUGCAAUGCUAACUGUUUUGCCUUAAAAAGAUCUUUAUAACUCUCAGCACUCUUUGGUACAUGAAAACAUACAAGCUCGAGUGAGAAACAAAAGCUUCUCAGUGACAGUUCUAUUAUUUGAUCCAAUAUUGAAUUCCAAGCAUCCUCAUCCUUUAGAGAUGCUGAGAAAAUAAUAUUGUUUUCUCAAAUCCAUCAGUCCCAACAGGAGAUGCUUUGCAGAAACAACCGGAGCAGAGAUGUUUGCAGCCAAGGCUGCUGUUUGAAUUCCUGCAUUAUGUACCAGCGCAACAUGUGACGGUUAUUUCAUCCUUUAUUCCAGCUACACAAGGACCCUUUUAUCUUCUGUUUACCAGGGUGGGAAUAAAUACAAAGAGUUAAUAUGUAACCAUCCUUUUGUGGCUGCCUUUAUUUUUAGGGGAAGAAACACUGGACUGACGGUCAUUCGGGAAACUGGUGGACCAGCAGCAAUGUACUCCCUGGUGCUGGUCGUGUGUGCGACUGCUCUGACCCACUCUGCUCUUGCAGCAAGAGUCUGUUCCAAGCCACCAGAAGUGCUCUUCGCCACAAUCAAUGUGGUCAAAAACGUGUACGAUGUGGGUGAGGAAAUCGAGUACACCUGCAGGCCGGGGUUUGUCCCCAACAAUGGCCAGAGGAAAUACACCUGCCAGCCCACCGGCAAGUGGCCUCUCAACACGCUCCUGUGUCUGCCAAAGAGAUGUCCCACUCCUGGACAGCUGCAGCAUGGAAAAAUUGAUUUUAUAGACUCUUAUUACCAGAGUUCUUUAAGUUUUUCGUGUGAACCAGGCUACAACCUCAUUGGGACAAGAACAAGCCAAUGCAUGGCAGAUGGCAAGUGGAGUGGAAGUGUCCCACAGUGUCAACCUGUGACUUGUCCACCUCCAUCACUUUCUGAAUUUGGAGUCCUUUCUUACCAUCACGUAAAACCUGGAAAUAUUUCUUACUACAUGGACACGAUUAUUUUUGAAUGUGUACCACCCCUUGCACUUAUUGGAAAUGAGACAGCUACCUGCCAGGCCAACGGGACCUGGAGCAGCAUUCCGGAGUGCAGGGCUGUCACAUGUCCCGCUCCAUCAGGAAUAGAAAAUGGAUUCUUAAAUUUUGCUGUUCGUAGAACAUACCACUACAACGAAACCGUCAGCUUCAGCUGCCAAUCCAGAUACGUGCUAGAAGGACCUAAGCAUUCCCGAUGUGAAAAGACAGGAAACUGGUCCACAAAGCCAACCUGUAAAGAGCCAUGUAAAAUGCCAGUUAAGAAAGCUGUAGUGUUAUACGAGGGAGAGAAGAAAAGAGUUCAGAGUGACCUUAAGGAAGGCAUUCUGCAUGGCGAAACCGUAUCCUUCUUCUGCAAGAAUAAAGAGAAGUCCUGUGCCUAUACUGUGCCCGUUCAGUGCAUGGAUGGCAAUCUUACUCUCCCUGCCUGUUUCAAAGAACGUGGCUUCUUUUCAACUCUUGUGAAGAAGGACCCAUCAGACAUGAAACCAUGUGAAGAUCACGAAUGAGUUAAAAAAAGAAAUACAGCGCUAAAUGCCUUACUGAGGCAAAACACGAGAUAUAAGAAAGGACAACCUAAGUCCUGUGAGGGUAAAUUCCAGGUGAACUUGGGACUCUCUGAGAACGCGGUUUCAGCUGUUUUCCCUACUGCUGCUAUUAGCAGCCUCUUUCACAAGCUAUGACACAUUAUUUCAGCCAUUUUCCACUAACUUCCAUCUUCUUUUUUCUGCCUUAUUCAACAUCCCCACAACACUACUUCUCUUUCCAUAUUGCCAAUGUUUAUGUAAUUGUAAAGCAUUUUCUCAAUAGCAACCCUUUUAGAAUAAAGUAAUUUUCCACCAAUAGUGUGUUCUUAUUUAAUAUUACCUAAUCCUCAAUCAAAUCCUUCAGCUCUUAACUGUUUUAUAGAGAAGGCCAUCAUUAGUAAUUAGCUGGGUUCUGAUUCCAUUUCCUUUCCCCUGUGAUAGGGAGUGGACCUUUAAUUAUAGAGAGACAGAGGGUCAUCAUAGGAUUUUCCAGAAUUUAUGUAAGUAGAAAGACCGAGCUUUCCAAAUGCGUUUAGAAGCUGUGUCCGAUCAUCAUUUAAAUAUCAAUAGCAUCAGAUAAUUAUUUUACUCUUAAAAAAAAAAACUUACUAAAAUUAAUAAAACUAUUUAUGUUUUUGU
Molecule: messenger RNA, 2233 nt
Organism: Cygnus olor (mute swan)
Lineage: Eukaryota; Metazoa; Chordata; Aves; Anseriformes; Anatidae
Gene: APOH
Product: apolipoprotein H
Exons: 8
Coding region: 524-1576 (350 amino acids)
Source: RefSeq, a predicted model, not a curated record